Messenger RNA from Fusarium fujikuroi IMI 58289, 942 nucleotides. RefSeq lists its product as uncharacterized. NCBI's taxonomy places the organism in Eukaryota, Fungi, Ascomycota, Sordariomycetes, Hypocreales, Nectriaceae. The record is from RefSeq and is a predicted model, not a curated record. Bases 1 to 942 code for a protein of 313 amino acids. The transcript is spliced from 3 exons.
AUGCAUGUGGUCGACUAUCUAUCUCGCCGUCCGUACGGAGAUGGUCUUUGUGGCGUCUGGGAAACUGCCGGCCCCCUGUUCGACAUCCAGACCUUAGCCUCCGAAAGAUCAUCCGAAUCUCGCGUGCUCUUCUGGCUCUCCUCCUCCUCGUUCUUCUUCUCUCGCUUCUUCUCAAACGCUCGUGAACGCGCCGAAUCAAUGGCUGGUCCUUCUCCUACCCAUCUCUCACCCCGGACCGCCGGCAGUCCCAUCCUCCCGCCCAACUCGUCGCUCAAGCCGAGCCCUGUCAACGAGGACAGCAGCGCCGACGAGGCUACUGGGUUCAUAUCUCAUACGCCGCCUCUCAAUUACAACUCGCUCAAUGUUACAAGUACUGCGACCUCGGCCCCACAGAUUCGUAAACCAUCCUUGCGCCAACGACCAUCUUCCCAACAAAACAAUGGCGCUGCCCAGAACCCGGAGACGACUCGACAAGCCAAUUCGGAGAGUGGGAAUACGUCGUGGUGGCAAACACAGGCAGAGAAGUUUCAGUCGAUAGAGCUGGAGAACAAAGGCAGCGUUGCCCGAGAUCACCUCGCCAUUGAACGAACAUUUUUGGCAUGGCUACGCACAUCUCUCAGUUUUGCAUCCAUAGGGAUAGCAGUGACACAGCUUUUUCGUCUCAACACGUCUCUCGAAAGCGAGCAUGGCAAUAACUCUCAGAGCAACACCCAGACGCUACGACAUAUGGGCAAGCCGCUUGGCACCACGUUCCUCGGGAUCAGUAUACUGAUCCUCUUCCUUGGCUACAAGCGCUAUUUUCAAUCUCAGCACUGGGUCAUGCAGGGAAAGUUUCCCGCUAGUCGUGGUACAAUCAUGAUUGUUGCGUUUGUCGCUUUGGCCAUCAUGGUUGUUUCUCUUGUGGUCGUCAUUGCUAUCCACCCGUCUGAGCAUGAGCUAUGA